CCUCCCCCACACAACCUUCAUAUUCUUUUGACGCUGGUAACGACAAACCCAGAAGGUCUAAAAUGGACAACGCUGCCAAAAUCUGCAAACUUUUCGUCGGUGGACUGAACGUCGAUACCGACAAUGACGGACUCCGCAAGCAUUUUGAGCAAUUCGGUGAGCUUACCGACUGUGCUGUAGUCAUGAAUCAGCAACUACAGAGAUCCCGCUGUUUCGGCUUUGUAACCUACAAGACCGCGGAGGAGGCCGACGCUGCAAUGGCGGCUAGGCCACAUGUCGUCGAUGGCAAAAACGUGGAGGUAAAGAGGGCUGUUGCUCGCGAAGAUGCCGAUGACCCAGUGAUAAACGCAAAGGUCAAGAAAAUAUUCGUCGGAGGACUGAAAGAUGAUAUUGAAGAUGAACAUCUAACUGAGUAUUUUACUCAAUUCGGUGAGGUACAGAAGGCCGAAGUUAUUUCUGAAAAGGAAACCGGAAAGAAGAGGGGCUUCGGCUUUGUUCAUUUCACAGACGACGAUGCUGCCGAUAAAGCAGCCCUUCUAAAGUUCCACACCAUCAACGGUCAUAGAGUGGAGGUGAAGAAAGCCCUGACCAAGCAAGAAAUGCGCGGCGGCGGUGGUGGUAGGAGUAGAGGGGGGAGAGGCAUGAGAGGCAAUCAAAACGGCUACGGCAGUGCUAGAGGUGGUUACAACACCGGUUAUGGGGGUGGUUACGGUGGGGGCUAUGAUGGAGGCUAUGGCGGCGGCUAUGCUAGUGGCGGCUAUGGAGGAGGUUAUGGAGCUGCCGGUGGCUACGGAGGGGGAUACGGCGACCAGAUGGGUGGUUAUGGUGGCGGCAACGGUUACAGUGACUUUGGCACUGGCUACAACCAGCAAGCCUCCGGAUACGGGCCCAUGAAAAGCGGCGCCAAUUACGCUGCGGGUCGGAGCAGUGCUCCCUAUGCUCGAGGCGGUGCUGGAGGCUACGGCAGAGGUGCCUAUGGCGGCUACUGAACCAAUGUCCACGACAGACUAUUCGUAAGAAUUCUCACACCCUCAAUACCGUCAGAUUGGACGUCUAACCGAGCUCAAAUCAGUCAUGGGGCAUCAGCCGUAAAACACCAGGCCAAAAUGCGGACACUGUGAACCCUAAUCAUUAACGAAGACCUCAAGACCAAACAGGUAGGAAGAUCACUUCCCAGAACCUGAUUUGCACGACCAGCUGUUGCCGUAGGACACGUUCGAUUGCAGAAUUCAUUUAUCUUAUGUUUAAAGUUGAGGGCGUGUAGCUGUCGUUAGUUGACCUGCUUUUUAUUUAGUUAUGCGUACAGCAUCUUCUCGAAUUUAGUAACUUAGGAUUGUUUUGUUAAAUACUACUAUAUUUUUCUUAUCUGCAUUUUAAGCAAAUGGUAUCGAAUUUCCCUAAGACUAGUCUGUUUUCAAUGUAUGGGGAAGGGGCGCAUGUGCUAUGGCAUUGGAUUUCCUAGCUUAUGUCUCUGAUGUAAAUUGUGUAACUGUCCACUAUUAUAGCCCUUAGGUUGUAGUGUUCGCGGGAUUGGUGGAGCGGAUGCAGUCAGUUUCAUUUUCUUGCCAAAAUGUUUUGUAAAUCAACGAAGUACGUCAGUAGAUUCCCAGCCACUACACAAAGCGUCCACCUUAUCAGCCUGUUCGUUUCCUUCACUUCCAGCAAUAUCUCAUGUAUAUUGUAUAAUCUGUCUGAAGAUCAAACUACUAUUGUUAAGCAUUGAUAUACAUAUGUAUGUUCAUUUUAAAUAAAAAGUUAAACAAG
Messenger RNA from Osmerus eperlanus (European smelt), 1764 nucleotides. RefSeq names its product heterogeneous nuclear ribonucleoprotein A0-like. Gene Ontology annotation, molecular function: mRNA 3'-UTR binding. NCBI's taxonomy places the organism in Eukaryota, Metazoa, Chordata, Actinopteri, Osmeriformes, Osmeridae. Bases 63 to 989 code for a protein of 308 amino acids. The transcript has a single exon. The record is from RefSeq and is a predicted model, not a curated record. Gene Ontology annotation, biological process: mRNA splicing, via spliceosome. Gene Ontology annotation, cellular component: catalytic step 2 spliceosome.